AUGGCUCUGCAUCUACUCGAAGCUACUCUAACACAAGGUCCAUCUUGUUCAGCUGAUGAUAUAGCUGAACUUGAAGUUCACGUACGAAAUGAAAUCGAACGUUAUGUACAAUUAGAAAUCGACCGAGAACUCCAUGAACUUGUUCAAUCGACAGUACAUGAUGCAUUAUUAACACCGACAAUAUGUUCAACCUAUCUAUCAAACGGAGAACUUAAUCAGGAAACAUCUAAAAAACGAAUUAAAGUUGAUAGUGACGUAGCGAAAGCUAGUGCAAAAACGAAUAUGGAACUUGAUCAACAAUUAACAGAAUUAAAAAAUAAAUAUUUAACCAAAAUUUCUGGACCCUUAUCAACAUUAGAAGCUUUAAAGCUUAUUGUUGAUAAACAAACAAAUGAAAAAAUUCAAUUAGAAAAUGAAAUAGUUAAAUUGAAACAACUAUAUAAUGAAUACAAUCAAUAUGAUGAGCAUUCAAUGAAACUGUUAGAAAAUAUUAAAAUUCUUAAUCAUACACAAUUAGCUGUUUCAAAACAUGAAUCAUUAUUAGAUCUAAAUAAUAAAACGGAUACUACUCAUGAUGAAAAUAUUGAUAUCGAUCAAUUCGAACAAUUGUCAACUUUACUAUUACAUAAAAUACUUAAUCUACCUUUGAUUGAUAUGAAAGCAAAGCAUUUACAUAAACCAGAGCAAAAAUAA
Molecule: messenger RNA, 693 nt
Organism: Rotaria socialis
Lineage: Eukaryota; Metazoa; Rotifera; Eurotatoria; Philodinida; Philodinidae
Source: the annotation of a GenBank genome assembly